Messenger RNA from Astrephomene gubernaculifera, 6493 nucleotides. Lineage: Eukaryota; Viridiplantae; Chlorophyta; Chlorophyceae; Chlamydomonadales; Astrephomenaceae. The record is from the annotation of a GenBank genome assembly.
GUCGCCUUACGUUAGACCCGUGCAAAAACCCAAAAUAUAUGUCGUCGCAAAUAAGAUAUUUAGCAGAAGCGGCAUUGCAGUAGUAACACCUCGCCGUAUCGCAAGCAUACCGUCAGUAGCUUGCCUAUUACGUUCUCUUUCUUAAAAUUCUUCCGUAGAGUACAUGGUGUGAAUUUGAUAAUGUAGUAUUAUUUAGGAUAUGGUACUUGCUCGUGUGUUUGGGCGCCCGCCGGUGCUUGCGGUCAGUCGUCUGAUGUCGUCUCAGAUGACCUAUCUGGCGCUGCUACUGAUCCUUGGCGGGAUGUUACAUGGGGCUGUCUCUAAGCGUCCCAACAUCAUUGUCAUCAUGACGGAUGACCAGGACUACAUGCUCAACUCCACGCACCCCGCCUACAUGCCCAACCUGGAUCGUCUGAUGCGCCGGAGAGGUCUGGAGGUGCAGCACUUCAUCACCUCGGUGGCCAGCUGCUGCCCCUCCCGCACCUCCUUCCUGACCGGCAGGUUCUGUCACAACACCAACAUCACCUCCAACGCAUGGCCGCGAGGUGGUUUCGUGAAGUUCAUGAUGGAGGGUCUGGACCAGCAGUACCUGCCUGUGUGGCUGCAGUCCGCGGGUUACGACACGCACCUGGUGGGCAAGCUGCUCAACGGCUUCACGAAGGACAGCGCACAGGGCAUGGGCUGCCCUCGGGGCUGGACCUCGCAGGCGCCGCUCAUUCUGGGCGACACCGGCGGAUCGGAGGAGCUGACCACCGGUGAUUCCACCAAGUUCCUGACCAACUGCUCCCAGCUGGAGGUGUUCCCGGGUGUGUUCAAGGAGGUCGCCAUCCGGGAGAAAGCGCUGCGCAUCAUCGACCAGGCCGCCUCCUCCGCCGCCUCCAAGCCGUUCUUCCUGCUGAUGACUGGGUUCGCCCCGCACGACUCGUUGGGUGGUACGGACGCCGUACCUGACGUGGAGGCCAAGUACCGCAACCUCUACCCGAAUGUGACGCUGCCAAAGAGCCCUAAUUUCGGCGUGAGGACUCCGCUCAAGAUCGGAUACUAUUGGCCCACGGAAUCGGCGGACAUGAUCCCCGCCCUCACCGCACGCUACCGCGCCCGCCUGCAGUCACUCCGAACUGUGGACGACACGCUGGCGGCGGUGGUGUCGCGACUGGCUUGUCGGGGGAUGCUGGAGGACACGGUGAUCAUGUACACUUCCGACAACGGGUUCAAGCUGGGGAACCAUGACAUUGGGCAGGAGAAGUUCACACAGUACGAGGAGGACGUGCGGCUGCCGCUCUUCCUGGCCGGUCCGGGUGUGCCUCGGGGCGCGGCGGUUGGGCCUGAGAUGCAGGUGCAGAUGACGGACCUCACCGCCACUGUCAUGUGGCUGGCAGGUGCCAGCCCAGGCAACACCCCCAUUGACGGAGCUCCCAUUCCGCUUCAAGACCUGUACAAUCUGUACGGCAACCAAACCGCUAGCGCCGCUGCCGGCACACCGCCUGAUAGUAAUAUGGCCUACUACUGCAAGCCGUCACCUCCGCCGGAUCCCCCCUUGCCGCCGACGGAACCGAGUACCCCCUCGCCGGUGCCGCCGCCGCUGCCGGCGCCAUUACCCCCGCCGACGCCUCACCGCCAGCCCCCCGGGCCACCGUCGCCGCGUCCUUCGCCGCCGCGUCCCCCGUCGACGCUUUCCUCCGCACCACCGCCGCUGUCACCGCCGCCUCGGCCGCCGUCACCGCUACCGCCGACACUACUGCCGCCAUCACCUCUGCCGCCGCCGCCGCCGUCGCUGCCGCGGCCACGGCCGUUGCCACCGCCACCGCCGCCGCCGCUGCCAUCACCUUUACCACCGCCGCCGCCAACACCACCACCACCGCCGCCGCCUCCACUACCGUCUCCGCUGCUGCCACCGCCGCCAGGUCGCAAGCCUCGCACGCCGUCGCCACAUCCUCCGCCACCGAUGCUUCGCCCGCCGUCGCCGCGUCCUCCGCCUCCGUCGCCUCCACCACCGUCGCCUCCACCUCCGUCGCCUCCACCUCCGUCGCCUCCACCUCCGUCGCCUCCACCUCCGUCGCCUCCACCUCCGUCGCCUCCACCUCCGUCGCCUCCACCUCCGUCGCCUCCACCACCGUCGCCUCCACCACCAUCGCCUCCACCACCGUCGCCUCCACCACCAUCGCCUCCACCACCGUCGCCUUCACCUCCGUCGCCUCCACCACCGUCGCCUCCACCUUCGUCGCCUCCACCUCCGUCGCCUCCACCUCCGUCGCCUCCCGCGGCCCCACCACUGUCGCCUCCACCACCAUCACCUCGACCACCAUCGCCUCCACCUCCGUCGCCUCCAGCACCAUCGCCUCCACCUCCGUCGCCUCCACCACCGUCGCCUCCACCACCAUCACCUCCACCACCAUCGCCUCCACCUCCGUCGCCUCCACCACCAUCGCCUCCACCUCCGUCGCCUCCACCUCCGUCGCCUCCACCACCAUCACCUCGACCACCAUCGCCUCCACCUCCGUCGCCUCCACCACCAUCGCCUCCACCUCCGUCGCCUCCACCACCGUCGCCUCCACCACCAUCACCUCGACCACCAUCGCCUCCACUUCCGUCGCCUCCACCACCAUCGCCUCCACCACCAUCGCCUCCACCACCGUCGCCUCCACCACCGUCGCCUCCACCACCGUCGCCUCCACCACCGUCGCCUCCACCACCAUCACCUCGACCACCAUCGCCUCCACUUCCGUCGCCUCCACCACCAUCGCCUCCACCACCAUCGCCUCCACCACCGUCGCCUCCACCACCGUCGCCUCCACCACCGUCGCCUCCACCUCCGUCGCCAGUGUUGCCGCCUCCUCCGCCAACGCCUUCUUCCUCACCGCCAUUGCCUCCGCCGCCGUCGCCGCUUCCGCCAUUGCAGUCACCCCCUUUGGCAACCCCACCUCCUAUAUUACCUCUGCCACUGUCCUCGCCGCCACCAUCACCACCGCCGGCACCGCCGCCGCCGUCGCCGCGUCCUCCAUCGUCACUGCUGCCGCCGUCGCCGCCUCCGCCGUCGCCCUCAUUGCCGCCACCGCCAUCACCGCCUGCACCAUCGCUGCGACCGCCGCCGUCACCACUGCCGCAGCCUCCACCAGCGCCCCCUGCUCCUUCCUUGCCCUCAUCGCCACGCCGGAAGCUGCCCCGGCCGCCGCCUGCGCUUCCACCACCCGCAGCCGUGCCGCUGCCUUCGCCGCCGCCGCCACCGCAACCCUCGCUGCCGCCAAAACCCUCCUCGCAUCCGUCUCCGGAACCCUCGCAGCCGAGACGCCCUCCCGUUCCUCAGCCGCCGCAGCUCCCGGCGAUACUACGGUUGCCGCCACGGCCUGUGCUCGCUUCGCCGCCGCCGCCACCACCGCCGGCGAUUCCUCGGGAAACGUCGUCACCGCCGCCAGCGAAGGCAAAACGAUCACCACCGCCGCCGAAGCCCUUGCCCCCGCCAUUGCUGCUGACGUCACCUCCUCCGUCGACCUCACAUGCGCCUACGUCGCCGCCACGGCCGGCAUCACCACCAUCGCCGUUGCCGCCGCUGCCACGGCCAUCACCACCGCCGCCAGCGUCACUAACGCCUCCGCCGCUGCCUCGCCCGUCACCACCGCCGCCGGCGUCACCGCCUCUGCAGAGCCUUUCAUCACCGCCACCGCCUCCGUCGCCGCUAUCGCCGCCGCCGCCUUCAACUCCGCCGUCAUUACCGGUACCACCCUCCCCGCCGCCAAAGUCUUUCCGUAUCCCCAGGGCGCCCCGUCUGCCACCCGGCCCACCUCCAUCCCCCAUGCCACCGCCUUCCCCGCCCCCACGGCCUCCCAGCCCUCCCAAAAAGCAAUCCACCAAGCCUCCUCCGCCGCCGCUGCCUUCGCCUCCUGCGAGUCCUCUCGCCUUCAACGCCACCUCAGCCGCCGCCGCCGCCACUUCCUCGCCGGCUGCCGUUGUCGCCGCAGCGCCGCUGCUGACUCGUCACCGCCGCGGCCGCCAGCUUCGGCACUACCGUUGGGCCCUGGAAAGCAGCUCCACGACGCCGUUGGUUACCGUUGGUUCGGUUGGAUCCGUUGCUGGCUCCAGCGACGGCGGUACGACAAGCGGUACGACAUGCGGUACGACAGGCAUGCCAACGAUUCCGCAACUGCUUGGGAACUGGCGGCCGGCGGGUUGGACGUGGCAGCAUGAUCUAUGGCUGGAGGAUCACGCGGCGCCUCUGGGCCUCAAGCCCUGGGUUGACAGCCUGCGCUCCGCCGUCGCCAAUGCUACAGCCACCACCGCCACCACUAGCGGCGUUUCCUCCGCCACCUCCGCCGCCGUCAUCAACGCUGCCGCCGCCACUGCUGCCAUCCGGCAGGCCCCGCUGCCGCCGGUGUCCAGCGAACUACUGGUGGAGUACUCCAUGCAACGUGUACGGCAGGCUGUGGCGGAGGCGCAUGCCGUACUGCAACAACGGGCGGCAGCAGCAGCGGCGGCGGCAGAUGCGGCGGCGGCGGCGGUGGCAGAUGCGGCGGCUGAGGACGUGGCUGAGGAGGGCCAGGAGCUGGACAUGGCUCGGACCGAUGCUCGGCGGUUGGCGGUGUCUGCAGCGGCGAACAGCAGCAGUGGGGACAGCGGCAGCAGCGGGGGAGGAGCGCCCCUGCCGGCUAGCCGUUUGGCGACCUGGAGCAACAUCGGUCUUAUCGAAUCCUGGUUGGACUCCGUGUUCAAGGGCAAGAGCUACCGAGCACUGCGGGCGUGUAGCAGCUUCCAGGCCUUCGGGGGAACCGCCAAUUGGACGUGCUACAAGUACACCGUCAUGUGCAACCCGGUGGCCAAGCAAACCCCCGUGCUGACCAACCUGGAGCUCUACGACCUGGGACAGGACCCGGCGGAGGUGAAGGACAGGUCAAAGCUGCCCUGGUCGGUGUCAACCACCAAACUGAUUGACCGACUGGAUGCCGUACUAACCAUCAUGUCGUACUGCAGCGGAGCGCUGUGCAGGAACCCGUUUCUCCGCAUUCACCCGGAUGGCAGCGUCACCAACCUGGCUCAGGCAAUGGCGGCCCAGUACGACGGUUUGUACGGCAGUUUCAAAAAACUGUCGUACAGCAAGUGCCAAAUCUACUACGAUCCAACCACCGAGGAGCCCGACCCAUUCCUCGCCGGUAUCACCGACCAACCGCCGCAACUGCCGCCGCCGCCAUCACCCAGCCCAACGCCCCGACCACCGCCGUUGCCCUCGCCGCCGCGACGGCCGCCCUCACCCGCAGCAGCGCCGCCGCCGCCGCCGCCCCGGUGACAGACUCUGAUGACGUACAUCUAGCUGGACGCACUGUUGAGGAGGUGUGGUACAUGCCAGCUAGGGAUAUACGAUGUGAAGGGGAGGGGGCAUUUAGGUAUAGGUACUCUUGAGCUGCCCUGCGCUUGCUGCUGAAAAGCAGUGAGGGAGAUGGAGGGGCAUAGAUGGUUGCAGUUGCUGGCAACCUCCUUCCUGAUGCAAGGUAGUCGAGUGCAUGCGAAGCAUUUUAAAGUUUCAAUGUCUGCUGCUGCUGCUGCAUUUUGGGUGCUUCUUCUGUCAUUCUCCACGAUUCGUACAUCCGUACCGAAACAGCGAUUGAGUGCGGGUGGGUUGCUACGGAUGGGUGCUCAGAUUGGGUGUGCAGGUGGUGGGGUCGAUGGCGCAAAUCUGCACACCGCAAGUACGUAGCUACGGCACGUGGAAUCAAUUUAUGUAUUUUGACAUAGGAUGCUUAACCAAUAGUAUCGCCUAGACUCCUUAUUAGCUGCAGCUGCAUCACUUCAUUAGUCGCGCUUCAUUGCUACAUAUUGCAACCUGCGUGCAUGCAUUAGUACAAUGUUCAGUAGUACCCGUACUUGCUCCGACGUUCCGGCAAUUGUUCGACGGCGGCCAUGUUGUGGCAGCUUGAGUACCGUGACAGGGGUCAAUCGCACACAUUGACGCCGUGCCCUUUGAGGAUACCGGCAAGCAGCAGCUCGACAGGGGCAUUGCUGCUCGACUGUUGCUGUCCGCUGCGUUUUACUGUUGCGUUGGUAUUACCACUGUUGUUGUGGUCGUUGUUUUUUAAUGUUGGUGUUUUUCAUCAUCAUCAACGUCAAUCACCGUAGCUGCUCCUAUCAGUGUAGCAUUGCUGUCCAUUGCGUUUUAGUUGUCAUGUUGUGGCAUGCAUGUGGAGAUUGUCUACUCGCAAUGUGGGGUCGCACGUGGUCACGCAAUGUCGUACACUUCACCUGGUGGUUUCUGUGACCACCUCAACUGCGACCCCCCUGCUAGGCAAGAUCAGCUGCGCACAUCGCCGCAUGCUAGCAGGAAUCGGACAGUCAGGGACAGGCACGUGGGGAGAUGGCGUCGACAUGAAGCACCGUGCUGAAUCGCGUUAAAGGAGUGUAGCUGCGUGUACUAGGCCGUACAAGGCACACGAGGGUACGCCAUGUAAGGGAACGGCCCUCUGGGUGCAUGACGCGGGAAGAAGCCGCCUACACCCCCCAGUCAAAGACC